AGAAGAAGAAACAACUAUAGCAAAUAUAUUGAGUGAUGAAUGAAUGGCUGACAGACCGGCUUCCAAUACUAGACUCUCAUCGGCUCCGCUCACACCCGUCGCAACCUCCCUAUCUACACCAUUCCGAACCCUCUCCUCCACCACCCUCACCUCCCUCCGCGUCUCUAACCAACAACAAUACAUCCCCUCUCAGAGCCUCACCUCCUCCGCCAUCCGCCCCCUGCUCACCACCAACCCCUUCACAACCCAACAGACCCGCUCGUUCUCCGCUAGUGCCUCGUUGGCCGGAAAGCGCGCCACCUAUAACCCCUCGCGGAGGGUGCAGAAGCGCCGUCACGGAUUCCUAGCUCGGUUGCGGUCACGAGGAGGUCGGAAGAUUAUCAUGCGGAGAAGGGCCAAGGGUCGCAAGUCGCUGAGCUGGUAGAUUGGGUGUUUCUGAUGCCGGUUGUUGUUGCUGCUGCUGUUGGCUGAUUCUGCGUUUAAUUUCAUGUGUGUGCUGUGUACCAUGAACUAUUGCCCUUUGUUUUUUUUUUUUUUUUUUUUU
Molecule: messenger RNA, 544 nt
Organism: Aspergillus sclerotioniger CBS 115572
Lineage: Eukaryota; Fungi; Ascomycota; Eurotiomycetes; Eurotiales; Aspergillaceae
Product: mitochondrial 54S ribosomal protein bL34m
Exons: 1
Coding region: 44-424 (126 amino acids)
Biological process (GO): translation
Cellular component (GO): ribosome; mitochondrial large ribosomal subunit
Molecular function (GO): structural constituent of ribosome
Source: RefSeq, a predicted model, not a curated record